UAAUAAUAGAGAAAUUUAUGACAAUGACUAGAACAUUAUAAAAGCCAACCUUUUCUUUCGCUGGGUGCUCACAGUUCACCACUGAAGCCUCAGGAUGUUAAAGUUUGUGUUGCUGUUCCUGACCCUGUCAGGUCUCCAAGCUCUUCCAAUCGCAGCUCCUGGACAGCGAACGUCUUUGCCUGACCGUCACCCAGAUGGCUUUAAACGGAGCGUUGAACACGCCGGCGUCCGUGAAAGUGUUCCUGCUGGAUUCAGACAAGGAACGGAGCCAUCCAGGAAGUUCCUUGUUGACCUGAACACUGGACUUGUUAAGGAACACAUCAGUGAGAUGGAAAGGAGAGUUGUCCCUGUCGACGUUCCAGCCCAGAGAAGAGGAGCAGGCUGGGUUCGAGUGGAGAAACCCUCAAUUGUUGAAGUUCCUGAAACUCUUAGACAAGAAACUAAGUCCAGAAUGUCCAUCCCAGUUGGUUUUAGACAGGGAACCGAGCCAAAGAUGUCAAUCCCAGUUGGUUUCAGACAGGGAACCGAGCCAAAGAUGUCCAUCCCAGUUGCCUUCAGACAGGGAACUGAGCCAAAGAUGUCCGUCCCAGUUGCCUUCAGACAAGGAACUGAGCCAAAGAUGUCCAUCCCAAUUGACUUCAGACAGGGAACCGAACCAGAAAUGUCCCACCUAAUUGAGCUCAGAAAGGAAGCUCAGCAAAAUAUGCAGGUUCCAGUUGCUUUCAGACUGGAAACUGGACCAAAAUGGUCACUGCCAAUUGGUUUUAGACAGGGAACUGAGCCAAAGAUGUCCAUCCCAGUUGGUUUUAGACAGGGAACCGAACCAAAGAUGUCCAUCCCAGUUGCCUUCAGACAGGGAACUGAGCCAAAGAUGUCCAUCCCAAUUGACUUCAGACAGGGAACCGAACCAGAAAUGUCCCACCUAAUUGAGCUCAGAAAGGAAGCUCAGCAAAAUAUGCAGGUUCCAGUUGCUUUCAGACUGGAAACUGGACCAAAAUGGUCACUGCCAAUUGGUUUUAGACAGGGAACUGAGCCAAAGAUGUCCAUCCCAGUUGGUUUUAGACAGGGAACCGAACCAAAGAUGUCCAUCCCAGUUGCCUUCAGACAGGGAACUGAGCCAAAGAUGUCCAUCCCAAUUGACUUCAGACAGGGAACCGAACCAGAAAUGUCCCACCUAAUUGAGCUCAGAAAGGAAGCUCAGCAAAAUAUGCAGGUUCCAGUUGCUUUCAGACUGGAAACUGGACCAAAAUGGUCACUGCCAAUUGGUUUUAGACAGGGAACUGAGCCAAAGAUGUCCAUCCCAGUUGGUUUUAGACAGGGAACCGAACCAAAGAUGUCCAUCCCAGUUGCCUUCAGACAGGGAACUGAGCCAAAGAUGUCCAUCCCAAUUGACUUCAGACAGGGAACCGAACCAGAAAUGUCCCACCUAAUUGAGCUCAGAAAGGAAGCUCAGCAAAAUAUGCAGGUUCCAGUUGCUUUCAGACUGGAAACUGGACCAAAAUGGUCACUGCCAAUUGGUAUUAGACAGGGAACUGAACCAAAGAUGUCCAUCCCAAUUGCCUUCAGACAGGGAACUGAAUCAAAGAUGUCCAUCCCAAUUGCCUUCAGACAGGGAACUGAAUCAAAGAUGUCCAUCCCAAUUGCCUUCAGACAGGGAACCGAACCAGAAAUGUCCAUCCCAGUUGCCUUCAGACAGGGAACUGAAUCAAAGAUGUCCAUCCCAAUUGCCUUCAGACAGGGAACCGAACCAGAAAUGUCCAUCCCAGUUGCCUUCAGACAGGGAACUGAGCCAAAGAUGUCCAUCCCAGUUGCCUUCAGACAGGGAACCGAGCCAAAGAUGUCCGUCCCAGUUGCCUUCAGACAAGGAACCGAGCCAAAGAUGUCCAUCCCAACUGACUUCAGACAGGGAACCGAACCAGAAAUGUCCCAUCUAAUUGAGCUCAGAAAGGAAGCUCAGCAAAAUAUGCAGCUUCCAGUUGCUUUCAGACUGGCAACUAGAGUCCAGACCCACAAAAUGGCCUGUAACGGGGAGAUCAUCAGUGGAAAAUGUUACGAGUUCAACCCCAAUUCGUUGUCCUACAAAGAUGCCCAGGCCUUUUGCAGAAAUCUGGCUCCCGAUGCUGAGCUUGCCUCUAUAACAAACAGAGACCUCCAUUCCCGACUGGUUUCCCUGGUGACCAAAGGAGGCGAGAACCACCCAGUGUUGACCUGGUUGGGAGGCAUAGUCAAGAACCAGCAGGCCUCGUGGGUCGACGGGUCAAAAUGGAGCUACAGCGACUGGAUGCCGGGACACCCCAACAUUCACACUGACAAACCCGCCUGUGUCGAGAUGUUCAAGAUCGAUGAGAGCUGGUGGAGCGUGGCGGAUUGUGAACUGAAGAGGGCGUCCCUCUGCUCGUACCCAGUCACUGCGUAAAAAUCAAAGAAACAGGAAGUGAUGUCAGAUGUCUCUCCUACAGCGAAAGAGUUUCUCCAAAUCUGCUGUACUCCUCAGAUUGAGCUACUUACCGCAUCAUGAUUGAAUCUCCUUAAAUAAAACCAAGCAUGACACAAAUAAA
Molecule: messenger RNA, 2558 nt
Organism: Xiphophorus couchianus (Monterrey platyfish)
Lineage: Eukaryota; Metazoa; Chordata; Actinopteri; Cyprinodontiformes; Poeciliidae
Exons: 7
Coding region: 95-2416 (773 amino acids)
Source: RefSeq, a predicted model, not a curated record